Molecule: messenger RNA, 990 nt
Organism: Penicillium cataractarum
Lineage: Eukaryota; Fungi; Ascomycota; Eurotiomycetes; Eurotiales; Aspergillaceae
Exons: 3
Coding region: 1-990 (329 amino acids)
Source: RefSeq, a predicted model, not a curated record
AUGACUCUCAACUGGAAAAUCAGAGGCACAAUUACUUAUGCUAGCAUUGCCCUUGAUGGAUUACUCUUCUUUUUGCUUCUUGGUCUCACGGUUGCGACUUGGGUGCUCCAUCGACAACGACGGUUCAACCUUGAUGUUUUGCCAACAAAGACAUUGAUCGGGUCCCUGGUGGCAUGGGCUCUGGCUGAAUGUUUCUGGGCUGUUUCUUUGGCAUUUGGGUACUUGUUAUUGCCAUCAGAAUUCUUCUACGACCUCGGCAUAACCGUUCUAUUCUACGUAUUCUAUGCCCUGCUUCACGGCCUCGUUGAGGUUACCACAGGCACAAAGAAUGGGUAUCCAAAAACCAAACUAUUCCAUUGGGGAUUGGUGGGUAUAAUUGCGGUCGCAGGCAUAGUCGAAUGGGUCCUCUACGUGAUGACCGUGGUCUACGCAUCGAAUUUCGAAUUCUGGUCAAUGGUCUGGAAAAUAACAGAUACAGCCUCAAUGAUAAUCCGAUGGCUCGUUUCCUGGGAAAUUCUGGCGUGGUCGAUCGUCUUGGUCAUCAAAACUGUGAAAUUGAGAGCAGACGUGAUGGUACCUUCACUAUUAUACGCGGUCGCAUGCGUGUUCUUCUGCGUUAAUUGGUUUACCUGGACAUGUUUUGAUAUUGUGUCCUACGUCGUACUGCAGUACACGAUGUCAAACACCGGUGUCAAUGCCAUCCGUAUCGUUCAGGUCAUCAUGUGCGCUUGCUGGUACCCUUCUAUUCUCAUAUGCUGCCUGAGGUGGGGGAUGAUCCAUCGGGGUUUGGUCGACCGAGAGUUGAUCAACGAAGUAAAAUGGCCCAGUUCUGGUGCCGUUGAGGCGGACAGUGGGAUACCAACAAUGGAGGUUGAUUCAAAGCCCAUUGUGGAAGUGGACUCGUCCAAUCAUAUUGUGGAGGCGGCUGAAUCAAGACCUGUUGCUGAAUUAGACUCGCGUCCUGUCCCCGAUAGAACCCUUAACGUAUGA